Amoebophrya sp. A25 is the source of this 3523-nucleotide messenger RNA. The record is from the annotation of a GenBank genome assembly. NCBI's taxonomy places the organism in Eukaryota, Dinophyceae, Syndiniales, Amoebophryaceae.
CAGAAUUCCCGCAUUUAGCGCCGCUGAUCGAUCCAGAUUCUAAACACGGAACCAGAGGCGUUUCCGGAAUGACUCGAUCCAGCUCGUUGCUUGAUGGCGCGAAAACCAAGAAGCGCAGCAGAAGCCAGAAGAAGACCGCGGUCAAGCCGGGAAACAGCGAACAAGAUGGUGACGAUGCUGACCUCCUAGCUGUAGACAAUGACUCCUUCGAAGAGGAAGAUCAUGAGAAUCAAGGCACUACAUCCACAACAACUACAUCGACUUCUACAAACAUCAUUUUGGGACCUAAUCGCUGCACGCCACUGACCAGACCAAUUCUUGAGGCGAACUUCACGAAAGUAGAGCACGAAGGUGAACACAAAGAUGCGUUUGAGAAGGAGUGGCGCAAGCACUGGACGCACCUCUACAAGGAGACAGAGAAGAACAAUCUGAUGGAUGUUGUUUCGACAUACAAGGAAAUCAAUGGACUCACAUCUUCUUCCAGCGAACAAGAGAACAAUACCAACACUAACUUGGACAGUGAAAUCGAACAGGAUAACGCAACUAAUUCCUCUAGAUCCUCGCUCGGUCGGCGGGUCUCGCCGAUGUACCUCCUGCAUGGCAACUUCCUCGAUCUUGCCGCACUCUCCGCAAACCUGUUCACGUGUGGAAAAGGAAAGACAGCGGCGGUCCGCCGCGAAUAUGUCGAGGGCAUUGGUUACACCGUUGUCAUCGACCCGAGCAAGGUGCUGAAUUGGAUUAGUAGAUGCAGGAGUAGCUUCUCAUACAGUUACAUAGACAAAUCGUCCUGUUUCUGUUUGCAUUUCCUUCUUGAUUUUCUGUUCAUUAUAGACCUACUCAUCGAGGUCGAAUUUUUUGUCAACUUUACCUCUCUGAACUUGAGUUUUAGAUUCUUGAUUCUGAUCAAUAUAGCCUCUUGGAGCGCCUUAACCUCGGAGAGUAGAUCUCGUUUUCUUUUUAGAGCUACGCUUGCAAAGUCGUGAAAGUUCUUCUCCUUCAUCCGAGGAUCUUCACGUUCUUCACUCUACAAACACAACGCUUUAUUUCACCCCAGGUAGAGAUCGUUCGCGACGCCGGAAAAAUGCUGAAAAAAACAGGCAGCACCGUGAAUAGUCUCUUGGAGCGCCUUAACCUCGGAGAGUAUCCCCAGGAAUUGGUGGAGGAGCUUCAAGCGGUGGGUGACGACGAGACAAAUGUGCUGGUCCCUCAAGGCUUCGCGAUGACUCGCGCAGAUCGCGCAGUCCUGAAGACGAUUCGCAGCACCCUGGACGAGUCAAGCAAAGAAACCACUGAAGACGCUGAGGAAGAUGCUUUUGGAGGAGACGACGCAGGACAGCAGAAGACCAAAAAUACAUUGGACUUCUCCAAUUGCAAUACUUACGGCCAGUUUACUACGUAGGAACAAUCAUCCAGAUACAAUGAACUCAAAUUUUGUAUGGCAUGUGAGAAGUCACACUACAACCACCUCUUCUAAAAUACUUCGAUCGAAUGCGCGUUGGAGUUCACGAAAGCACUGUGGGCCAGCGGAUGGGACAACAGGACAGGGCUUAUCCUGGCAGCUCACGCGUUUAAAAGGUUCACGGAUCCGACUCGCGCUGAAUUUUUAUACCGAGAACUGGACUACUCAACUGGUAAACCAAAGGCAAAGCCGGGAUAUAAGAUCUGCAGCAGCAUGGUGGAGCUCUGCAUCGAUGAGCCGGCAGAAUACUACAGACUUUACGGCUUCCCAAACCACAACAUCAUCUAUCAAGAUAAGUAAGUGCCUCUUGCUGCUCCUCUUCAAUGGAAGUAGAAAUGCCUCCCUUUUAUUCUUGUAUCAACAUGUAGCGUGUCUGCUCUCAGAUGAGCAUCUCAUUGAUUCUCAGCACCGUUCACAUGAAAGACCCCUUCACAGUGUUCAUCUUCUCGACUUGUAGAAAUACGAAGACGCUCUUCAAACAGGAUGACGUAGUAAUAGAAGUAGAUAGAUUUCUGGUACUACUCAAUCUCGAUCUGCAAGCUCUAAUGAAUUCUCAAGCAGGAGCUCCAAGAUGAAGAUAUGCCGAAAAGCAAAGCAGUGACAGCCUUGAAGAAGCGAGUGAAGAAGCUACGAGCAGAGGGCGGAGCAGAUGAGGACAUCAAGAAAGAAGAGCAAGCAGAUACCGAAGAAGAAGCUGGCCCAUCGGGCAAGCGAAAAAAACUCUCUUAAUCAGAUUGACUAACUUUUUCCUCGGAGAUGAACUUCGAGGUGGUGGAUAUUACUAGGUAGAUCAACAUCAUGAACAAAUGAAAAUGAUUAUGAUUUAGAUAGAUUAUGUUGCUGGUCCUGCUUCUCGAUACUAGCUGCAGUACAUACCUGUGAUGUCUGCAGCUGAAAGAAGCUGAUCUUAAUUUCCAUCCUCAUUUUUUGAAGUAAGACUUCUAUAGAAAUCCUGAGUGCGAUCCACGGGAACAACGUCUUUCGAUAAGAAUACGAUUACAGUAUCUUCUCGACGGGAACAACGUCUUUCGAUAAGAAUAAGAUUACAGUAUCUUAUUUGUAUUUCCUCCUCCACCCUUGAGCCCUGCCUUUUACCAGUGCAGCGGUCUCAUCCGGCCUUGGUCGUCCAGUCGAAAAUUUCGAAAAAAAUGUUUCAAUCUUCCUCGAAAAUAUUGACGCAAUGCGUACAAGUAUGGACUUCAAUAUUUAUACACUGCAGAGGUUACAACUUCUCGCUUCUCAGAGCUACAACAACUAGUCGCGUAACUCGAUCUUGGUACCAGGAUGAAUUCCUACAUCAAGUCGAUACAAAAGUUCAAUGUGCUUUUGUUUGAUGAUGAUAUGGUAUCGUCGACUAGAAUCUUGAUGAUAUCGACGUUGUUGACAACAUUUCGAUAUAUCAAUUUCAAUCCCUAAGCAUAAGCAGCUAGCGUCAGCUUGUCCUGGAAAAGAUAAUUGUAGUCGAUGUCGAUUGAAAGAAAACUAUUCAAUUUUCACAUUUUUCUAUCCACCUAGUUGUACUUCAAAAAUUCUUUCCGACGUCAAGAACUCUAUUCAUCUAGAAAAAGAAAUAUUCACGACCGCAUUCAACUAGUAGAUUCGAAUCGCGGAACUCUCUUCAAAAAAGUGCCAUACCUACGGCCACCAGUAGGUACUAGACAAAUUCACAAUUAUCGAAUGAUGAACUGCAUUUUUUCUUAUUUUUCAAUUUUCACAAUGCAACGUCUACUUUUUACAACCGAGGAUAUGAUUAGUUGAACUGUAGAAAUACUCCUUCCUUUAUGGCCGUGGGCAAUAAAUUGAUAAAUAUGUUACUUGAUAGUUAGAGAAAUUAUUAUGGCGAUGGUCGAUCAUCGUCUAUUGCAGACGUGUAUUGUUCAAAACACACUUGUGGGAAUUUUCAGAAACAAUGACUAGAUCUUCAACAUCAUUCUACUUCUAGACAAGAACUACAAGAAACGAGUACACCUUCAGGACGAAGAACAACGGCCAAGCAGUGUCUUCUAGAUGAAGACUAUACAACACAUCAUGCAGCAGUACCAAGAUUAAGAUGACCACGGCAAG